AUGACUAAAGCAAGGCUUUAUCUUUCGGGUGUGGAAAGAAAAGAUGAUCAACUCGAUGCCUUUCACUCUCCCGAAAAUAUUCUACUUGAUGAUGAUAGCAGUUUUCAAACAAAAGAAGACACUAAAACUUGUUUUAUUUAUUUAGACAUUCUUGAUGAUACAUUUAAAAUUGAUAAAGUGAUCGUAAGAAAUAAUGGGUCAGCUUUGAUUGAAGUUUGUGUAUCGGAAGAAAGUAAUGGGAAAUUUGAUGAAAGUAAAUCUCUUGUGUUACUUCCUACAACACCCAUGCUGAAUUUUCAAGAUUUGAAGACCAAAUCUAAAUUUACAGAUCUUCAUAUUUUCAAUUCUAAAUCUCUCUAUAGGUCCGCACUGAUGAGACAAGACGAGAAGGGAUUUAAAGGAUGGAAGAAAAUUCGCAUAAAAUUAACAUCGUCCUAUUCUGGAAACUAUUUAGGUUUGACAUACUUUGCUGUGGAAAAAGUUGAUUCUGAAACAACAAGCAAGAUGGAAGAGUCAUCCACUUCGCUCAUCAAAGGAGCAACAUUAGAUAUUCCAUUACUUUCUGAUGACGAUGAUGUAAAAGACGAAAAUCCUCAAGAGAAAUUUGAGCAAGCAAGGAAGAUGGCCCACACAAAACUCUCGGCCUCCCCCUCUUUAGAUAUCAAGCCAAAUUUACCGAGUGCAAAAUUAAGUGUUUCUUCAACAGAGGUAAAGAAAAGAACAUUGCCAAGUGGUAUUACUGCUAAACCUACAAAAUCAUCAUCCCAAACUAAUGACAUUGAUGACAGUUCUGAGAAAACUGACACUUCAAAAAAACGAACAAGAAAGAAAGAAGAGUCCAAGAAGAAACCUAUCAAGUUUAAAUCAAUUGCUGGUUUAGAUGAAAGUGAUAAGUCAGAUAGUGAGAAAGACCAAAAAAAAGCUGACAAAAAGAAACCAACCACAAGAAAAAAGACUACAACAAGGAAAAAGAAAUAUUCUUCAGAUCCAUCCAAUACAGAUGAUGAAGAUAAAAUGAUAGACGAUGCUAGCGAUGCUGACGAAAAUGGUAAUCUAGCAGGUUUUGUGGUGAGUAACAAGACAACAAUUAAGGACAAGCGGAAUCUUAAAGACGGGCCAGUAACUUCCAAAGAGAACGUUCUUGUUGGUUGUGUGAUUGCAAUCAGUGGUAUUCAAAAUCCAGAAAGAGCUACUAUAAGAGAGAAGGCACUUGAAAUGGGAGCCAGUUAUAGACCAAAUGUUACCUCAGACACUACACACUUAGUUGCUGCGUUUGUUUCUGAUAAGGGUCGUGAAGCACAAAAGCAAGGGUCAAAAAUUGUCACCAAAGAGUGGGUUUAUGACUGUUACUCGAAAUUAAGGCGAAUGAACGAAAAAAAGUACUCAUUGAAAAAAGAUGAUUCGCUAAGUGAUGAUGAAGAGGCAGAAGCGUCACUAGGAUCUGACAUUGACUUUGAAUUAAGUGAAGACAGUUCUGAAAAAGAUAUGGAAGCAGAAGAUGGUGAAUACGUCCCAAAACGAAAAAAGAAAAAAGUGUCUCGAAAACCAGAACAAAAGCCAGAAAAGAAAAACGAAAGCAAACCUAAGAAUGACAAAAAACCAGAAAAGGUGGUUCAUGAUUCUUCGAAAGAUAACUCUCAAACUGAUGUAUCGUCUAAGAAUGUUACAACAUCUGCCAGUGCUGCCUUGCCAAAUGACAAGCCACCAACGACAUCAUCACCAUCGAUAACGAACGAGAAAAGUGAGGCACCACCAACACAAGCAACAACAGCAACUUCUCUCUCGCCACCAACUACGACGUUGGUCAACAAGUGUGACCUAUCUUCAUCAGAAGAACAAGAACUUUUGAGAUUUAAAAAGUUCUUUGAUGACUCUCCAAACAUGAAAAAAUCCUUUGCUGAUUUUAUAAGAGAAGACAUUUUUGGAGCAGCAAUUUCAUGUACCAGAGAAGGUGAUAUUAUGGCCUUUUUUGAGCAAUGGUCACUAAACACACCUAGCCCUAAAUUUUUGAGAAGUAUCGCAAAGUUGGCAAUGGACGACGAUGAAACAAACAAGGAAGAACUGAUCAACAGCAUCGAUCAUUUGAAAAACAAAAUGCUGCAGUACAUUAACUUGAACUUGUCAAACAAACCCAUAGUUGCCGAUGUGGAUCUUGAAGGACCUCAAGCUGCAUUGCCUUCAUUCUUUGAGGGAUGUAUUGUUUAUUUUGAUCCAGCAGUUAAGAAUCAAAGAGAAUUGAGGAGGUACAUCAUUGCUUAUGGUGGAGAAAUUGCAGAUGAUUUUUCUGAAAGAAGGGAUGACAUCACUCAUGUUAUUGUAAAUCCUGACUAUGAUGGAAAUAUCUUGUACAAUGACAAGCGAAUUGUCGAUUGGAAAUGGGUGCAACACUCUCACAGAAGGCAAAGAAAGUUGAACGAAGAGGCUUAUGCUGUUGGUGAUUAA
Messenger RNA from Naegleria fowleri, 2442 nucleotides. RefSeq lists its product as uncharacterized. Gene Ontology annotation, biological process: base-excision repair; single strand break repair. NCBI's taxonomy places the organism in Eukaryota, Heterolobosea, Eutetramitea, Acrasida, Naegleriidae. Gene Ontology annotation, cellular component: nucleus. The record is from RefSeq and is a predicted model, not a curated record. Bases 1 to 2442 code for a protein of 813 amino acids. Gene Ontology annotation, molecular function: damaged DNA binding. The transcript has 2 exons.